Messenger RNA from Beauveria bassiana ARSEF 2860, 1263 nucleotides. RefSeq names its product metalloproteinase, putative. Lineage: Eukaryota; Fungi; Ascomycota; Sordariomycetes; Hypocreales; Cordycipitaceae. The record is from RefSeq and is a predicted model, not a curated record. The coding region runs from base 1 to 1263 and encodes 420 amino acids. Gene Ontology annotation, biological process: proteolysis. The transcript has a single exon. Gene Ontology annotation, molecular function: metalloendopeptidase activity.
AUGAAGUUGGACCUACUUUCUUUUGCACUGGUGCAACAAGCUUCAUGCGCCGUACUAAACGGUAGAUAUGGAGCCAUUAGAUCUGAAGACUUGACCAAGGGGCCGGACUCCCAGACAUGUGUCAUUCGAGGUUCAGAUGCAGACAAGGCCCUGUUUGACAAGCGAGGCGUCGAUAGCUCAUGCGAACGAUUCCAAAAAGAUGUUCAAAGGGCUUACAAGCAAUGUGCCGAACGAGCUCGCAGCGGCGCGGCAGCUUGCAAAGAUAGCAAACAGGAUGAUAUUUUCGAGGCGGUUUUCAAGACCACCCAUCAACGAGCCCGCGACGUCGUUUCACAACACCUCACCCAGAUUGCUGAUGAAUGCGAAAAAAUGGGCAAGGGCAUUACGCCUCUCAGUUGCCUAGGCAGUAAGUGCGGGCCUACAGAUGCGGGAGUAACGACGAUAUGGAGCAACGCCAGAGCCGGAACGAAUCCAAUCACACUCUGCGACAUUAAAGAGACGGACGACAGUUGCGGCGGCCAAGAUCUCGGCGAUGUUCUCUUGCAUGAGAUGUCACACUCUUGGGGCGACACCGAUGACAAGUGCUAUGGCAUGGUAGAAAUUGAAAAAAUCACUUCCGCCAGCAGUCUGAACAAUGCAGAUAGCUACACACGAUAUAGCAAGGCUGCUCACCUGAAAUGCAGCCAUGAAGAUAUGUUGGCUCCGGGUACGGGAGGAAGAAACCCUCCUGGAAGUUUUCCCGGGAAGGACGGUCAGGACGGUAUCUCUCCUGGAGGUGGUUUCUAUCCUCCAGGUGGUUUCAAUCCUGGUGAUGGUUUCAAUCCUGGUGAUGAAAUCCCUCCCGGAACUGGAACUGAUCCCGAGAACGGCACUCCUCCCGAAACUGGUACCCCUCCCGGGCCUAGUAUCUCUCCCGAGGAAGAUUGCACUCCCGGGGAAGAUUGCCCUCCCGGGAAGGAUGGCCCAAAUGGGCCUGAGAUUCCUCCCGGAACUGCUGUGAAUCCCCCGCCUGGUACUCCUUCCGGGACUGGGACUCCUACUAGUGUUGGCAAUCCUCCCCAGGGCACUCCCACUCCCUGGACUGAACCUGGUCUCAUUCCCGUGCAGGACGGCGAUGAUGUUGACAACGGCAAUAACGGGCCUGUCAAUCCCGGACAGAACGGUGUUGACCCGAACGGUUUUAACCCGGGCGGUUUUGACCCGAGCAUGCUUGACCUGAGCGGUUUUGACCCGAGCAUUCUUGACCUGAGCGGUUUCUUUUGA